CGCUGUCACUUGCUGUCUCCAGACAGUUUUUUCUAUGCUAUGGAGGCAGAAAGUGCGGGUUUUUUAAUGGAAUUAAAGUCAAGGAAUGAACCAACCAACAGAGCCACUCGGUGGACCCCGCUCUUGGUUUGGAGCGCCAUCGGCAGCACUGUUGGCUCGGCUGUUCCCUGUGGCUACUGCAUGGGAGUGAUAAACGCCCCGGCUGUGCACAUGCGCUCUUGGUGCCAGCAAACGUUGCUGGAAAACUAUGGCCUCUCGCUGUCCGAUGCCACAUUGGAUACGUUGUGGGCAUUGAUUGUGGCCAUCUAUUUGAUUGGUGGCGUCUUAGGAUCAGCCUGCGCUGGAUGGGCGGCGAAUCGUUUUGGCAGACGAGGCUGCUUUCUGCUCAGUGGGGUCCUGCUGCUUCUGGGUUCCUUUAUGUUCGUCAGUUGCCGCUGGCUGCGUUCGGUCGAACUCCUAUUAAUUGGCCGCAUUGUGGUGGGUCUGGGCGGUGGCCUGGUCAGCACCUGCCUGCCCAUGUAUCACAGUGAGAUUGCAUCUAUUUCGCAGAGAGGAACUCUGGGAGUUGGCUGUGCUGUUGGCUUCUCGGUUGGCCUCGUCGUUUCGCAGAUUUUCACAUUGCAGUCUGUGUUCGGUGGAGAGGAGACUUGGCAUUACGGCUUGAGUUCCUACAUUAUUUUUAUGGCCAUAUGCUAUGCCCCAUUCUGCUACUACGCCGAGAGUCCCAAGUGGUUGUAUAUAGUGAAGCAAAGGCGUGACGAAGCUCGUCAAAUGUUAAUCCAUUUGCGGGGCACGGGUUAUGGGAUUGAUCAGGAAAUAGAUGCUAUGGCCGCAGAGGCCUCUGAUAAGGUCACCACUAGAGGCCUGGCCGAUGUGGUGACCGAUCCAAAGUUGAUGCUGCCUCUGUUACUUUUAUGCUCCUAUCAAGGCGGCCAACAACUUUCCGGUUGCUCCGCCAUCUUCUAUUACUCCGUUUCCAUUUUCCGAAACGGAGGUCUGUCUUCAAGUACCGCUGCCGUGAUGUCCCUCUGUGCCGGGAAUGUAAAUUUGGCCGUCUCGCUAAUGAGUCCCCUACUGAUGACCAAGUUUAAUAGGCGCACCCUAAUGCUGAUGUCCUCAGGAUUCUGUGGUCUCGUCAUGUUCUCCUUUGCAUGGAUGGUGGAAUACACGGAGCAAGUUCCCUGGUUCUCGUAUGGCACAAUGGCAUGCAUUUUUCUAUACCUCAUUGCGUUUCAACUGGCGUUGGGUCCAAUGCCCUCGUUCAUUGGUGCAGAGCUGUUCGAGGUUCCGUCUCGCUCCGUGGCCCUAUCUAUUGGCAAUCAAGUGGGCUGGGGUUGCAAUUUUUUGGUGGGCUUCCUCUUUCCUUCUAUGCACUCCUGGCUAGGCUCGUGGAUUUUCCUAGUCUUCUCCACGUUUGGUGGGCUAGUCUUUGUGCUGACUAAGCUGUACUUGCCGGAGACGCGCGGGGUUGAGGUCACAACAGUCGCCGAAUUAGUUUCAAAGGGUUUUAGGAGCAAGGUUAUUAAAUAAAGAAUUAACUAAUGUUAAACUUA
This is a messenger RNA of Drosophila willistoni, 1553 nucleotides long. RefSeq names its product solute carrier family 2, facilitated glucose transporter member 1. Lineage: Eukaryota; Metazoa; Arthropoda; Insecta; Diptera; Drosophilidae. Gene Ontology annotation, cellular component: membrane. The record is from RefSeq and is a predicted model, not a curated record. Gene Ontology annotation, molecular function: hexose transmembrane transporter activity. Gene Ontology annotation, biological process: monosaccharide transmembrane transport. The coding region runs from base 40 to 1530 and encodes 496 amino acids. The transcript is spliced from 4 exons.